This is a messenger RNA of Exophiala spinifera, 1551 nucleotides long. RefSeq lists its product as uncharacterized. Gene Ontology annotation, molecular function: RNA binding. Gene Ontology annotation, cellular component: precatalytic spliceosome. The transcript has 3 exons. Lineage: Eukaryota; Fungi; Ascomycota; Eurotiomycetes; Chaetothyriales; Herpotrichiellaceae. The coding region runs from base 1 to 1551 and encodes 516 amino acids. Gene Ontology annotation, biological process: mRNA cis splicing, via spliceosome. The record is from RefSeq and is a predicted model, not a curated record.
AUGGCGGCCAACAACGCUCCAGGGUCGGGUCGUGGAGGCCUGUCGCUGUACGCCAACCUCCUCGACCCAAAAAGUGCUGCGCCCGGUACCAUCUCAAGUGCGCCGGUGUCUUACUCUGCGAAUGCGGAGAAUUCGCCUGAUCAAGAUGAAGCUGCAAAGAAGCAGCAGGCUCUCGCCGCCUCCUUAAGAUUUCAACCCACAAAAAGACCACAAAUUGCCAACCAGAAAGCAAAAGCAAAAGCGAUUGCGGCCAAAUUCGCUCCUCCAUCCUCCGCCUCUCCUGCUCCUUCUACCACACAGACCGAAUCCAAAGAGAGCGUGCCCACAACCACGCCUACACCACAACCAUCUGCCCCGAGAACCACUGCCGCAGACUGGACGGCGACUGCAUCAGAUGACGAGGAUGUUAGCAACUUCUAUGCCGUAGAAAAGCGACAACGUGGAGGGCGCAAGAAGCGCAAGAAAAACAAGGAGGCGGUUCAGAUCGUCCAAGACUGGGAUGAUAUCUAUGACCCAAGCAGACCAAACAAUUACGAGGAGUACAAGCAGAGUGAAGAGAAGAUUCGCGAGGUCAGGGAAUGGAAAGACCUUCUGUAUAGACAUCGUAUGAGAAGAAAGGGCUCUAGUGAGUCUGAAGACGAAGAUCGUUAUCGGUCUAUGAACCGGCAAUUUGCUCCGCCGCCCAUGUCGUUUGCACCUCCGUCGAAUCUCAAUGACGAAAGUCCACCUCCGCCGCCACCACCAUCAGCCCCGAUUCCCGAUGAUGCCACCGGCGAGGACGCAUAUUUGCGACGGAUGCGGAUGGCUCAAGGACUGCCGCAACCGCCACCACCUCCACCCCCGGAUGUGAAUCCCCCACCUGGGCAGAUAUCCAGGGCUCCCGUGCGGUAUAACUUGCCAGCCGCUCCGGAAGAAAUUCCAUCUUCCGAAGUUGAACUAGAUGGCAAGCUUGCUGAGUCUGGUCCUGGCGAGGACGAGGGCACCGAUCAGCCUCGAUCAAACCGGCCCGGCCAAGCAGGGUUUGCGGAGCGCCUCAUGGCCAAGUACGGGUGGAGCAAAGGGCAAGGCUUGGGUGCUCAAGGCACUGGCAUCAUCAAUCCACUAUAUGCAAAGGCCGAUAAGCGGAAAAAGAAAUCGGACGCCGAAGGAGGCGGCUUUGCGACGCCAGCGAGUACAGGCAAGAUUCUUGGCGGCAAUAAAUCCAAAGCGGCCCAAGCAGAAGAAGAGGGUAAAUUUGGAGCAAUGUCCGAGGUCAUUCGGUUGGAAGGGAUGCUGAAUGGCUUAGACCUUGAUGAAGAGCUAACUCGCGGAGAAGGAGGCAUUUUGCAAGAGAUUGGGGAAGAGUGUGGUGAGAAGUAUGGAAGUGUCGAGCGCGUCUACAUCCAUCGGCCGGAGACCGAAGGUGAAGAUGCGCUGGUGUUUGUGCACUUUGUCAGUCAGCUCAGUGCUCUGAGAGCGGUCAAUGCCCUGGAAGGGCGUAUCUUCAACGGCAAUCCGAUCAAGGCAAAGUUUUGGCCCAAGGAGAGAUUCGAUGCUCGAGAUUAUGUCUGA